Molecule: messenger RNA, 1692 nt
Organism: Sciurus carolinensis (gray squirrel)
Lineage: Eukaryota; Metazoa; Chordata; Mammalia; Rodentia; Sciuridae
Gene: Malsu1
Product: mitochondrial assembly of ribosomal large subunit 1
Exons: 4
Coding region: 20-715 (231 amino acids)
Biological process (GO): negative regulation of ribosome biogenesis; negative regulation of translation
Cellular component (GO): mitochondrion
Molecular function (GO): ribosomal large subunit binding
Source: RefSeq, a predicted model, not a curated record
GUUACGCGCUGCGCCUGCGAUGGAGCUCGGCGUUUGUGCGGCGCGGCGCCUGGGGCCGCUCCGGUGGCUCAGGCUUCUCUCCCGGCGUACGCCACCCUCUGCGGUUGUGGGGUCCCGGCUGCAGCUGCCAGCCGUGCGGCGGCUUCCCGCGGGACCAGCGCUCUGCCGGGCCAGCCUGACCCCGGGCUUUGUGCGUGGCCUGCAUGAUGGGCCUCAGCUAGAGGAGCGGACACCCGGCGAGGGAGUCCCAGAGCCGGGCGUUGCAGAUCACACUGGUCCCAAGUUUGACAUCGAUAUGCUGGUUUCACUUCUGAGGCAAGAAAAUGCAAGAGACAUUUGUGUGAUCAAGGUUCCUCCAGAAAUGAGAUAUACAGAUUACUUUGUGAUUGGUAGUGGAACUUCCACCCGACACUUACAUGCCAUGGCCUACUAUAUUGUGAAAAUGUACAAACACCUGAAGUAUAAAAGUGAGCCUUAUGUUAAGAUCGAAGGGAAGGAUACCGAUGACUGGCUGUGUGUGGAUUUUGGCAGCAUGGUGAUUCAUUUGAUGCUUCCCGAAACCAGAGAAACCUAUGAAUUAGAGAAAUUAUGGACCCUACGUUCUUAUGAUGACCAGUUAGCUCAGAUAGCACCUGAAACAUUACCUGAAGACUUCAUUCUUGGAAUAGAAGAUGACACUUCAUCCCUGACUCCAGUGGAGUUCAAAUGUGAAUAAACUUAGAUGAAUUGCUUUAGUCAUUUCAUAUUUGGAUUGAGUCACUUCUUGGAAAACAGUUCCUAAAUUGCACCUCCUUGAUAGGUUGCUGCUAGAACAAAUCUUGUCUACCUCAUGGGCAUUGGGACUGAUAUGCAGGAAUUGCAGAUACAAUCAAACCAAAAAUAAGUUGCUUAUCUGAGAUCCCAGUAGGAUUUCCUGGAGUUUUAGCAUUGGUCCCUGUGUUGAGCUCUCUGUUCAGAUUUUUAUUAAUUUUGCUUAAAUUAUUCUGUAUAAUGGAAUAGCCAAAGUGUUUGUUUUUAAUAACACAAAAGUACAUCACCAUUCACUGACCCUAUUACUUUGAGGUGAUAGAAGGCAGUUGUAAAAUACUACAGGAUAUUCUUUUAGUAUAGGACUUCUUACAGCCUCAGAACGAAAAGUAUUAGGAAAAACUCUUGGAACCUAUAGUCAUUAAUUUAUAUGUAAUAGUGUAAUCAGUGUUCAUGUUAAUGUGCCUUGGGUGAGAGAAAACAAUCUACCAGUAACUAUUGGUGCCUAUUUUGACACUGACAUACUAUUACUAAAAAUCUAAGUUUGUAGACUAAAUAUAAAGCAUUCACAUUCACCUGGAAACAUUACACAACAGGCUGUACCUAAUGAUGGAAAACUUUAUUCUGCAUCAAGGUAUCUGGAAAAUGAAGCUGCAUUUGGGGCACAUUAUAGAUGAGGAAUGAUCCAUACAUGGUGAGUACAAAACUCAAUUAUAGAGUUAUUUCUUAGCUAGUACCAGAUACUCCAAAUUACAAAUGCUUAAGUGAAAGUAAAACAUGAUUUGCCACACUAAAAGGCUAGAAGUGAAAUAUGGCAGAAUUUAAACCAGCAGAUAUAAAUGCAGCACCUAUUUGAAUUAAAAAAAAAAAAAAAAUACUAGAAAAAUCAAAAUAUUGAGAAAGAGCUCUGGCCUUAAACAUAUCUCACCUGAAAUCCAACCAAAA